Larimichthys crocea (large yellow croaker) is the source of this 2071-nucleotide messenger RNA. Its product is annotated as complement C1r-B subcomponent-like. Gene Ontology annotation, cellular component: extracellular region; blood microparticle. Gene Ontology annotation, molecular function: serine-type endopeptidase activity; calcium ion binding. The record is from RefSeq and is a predicted model, not a curated record. Gene Ontology annotation, biological process: zymogen activation; complement activation. NCBI's taxonomy places the organism in Eukaryota, Metazoa, Chordata, Actinopteri, Sciaenidae.
CCACAGGCUGUGUGACUUUAAUGGUCUAUUUGUUCAUGAGGCAUUUCGCCUAAAACUGCAGUCACACUGAGCUAAACAUAUUGCAGACAUGGGAUGGACCUAUUGUGUUAUAUGGUUUUUGUGUUUGUCAGUGAGUGAGUGCUGGCAGCUGCCUUACACUGAGCCUGAAAUACGUGGGGAGGUCCAGUCCCCUCAGUAUCCCCAGCCUUAUCUUCCAAACCUGCUGAAGCAAUGGCACCUCUGGGUUCCUAAGGGAUACAAGAUCCGGCUGUCUCUAACACAUCUGGAUAUUAAAGCUUCUGCAGGCUGCUAUGAAGACUCUCUGAUGGUUCUUGAAGAUCAAAAGAUCUUGGGAAAGUUUUGUGGCCAGGAAAAUUCAACUGAUCACCCAGGCAAAGAGCUGAUCCUUUCUCAAAGCAACAGGCUAACUCUCAUUUUCCAAACAAAUGACUCCACUGCAGAACCCCAACAGCACACUGGCUUCUUUGCUACCUACAAGGCAAUAGACAUAGAUGAGUGUUUGAAGGUGGACUCUGCAGAUGGCUCAGGUCCACUCUGCUCGCAGAUCUGCGUCAACAGCCCUGGUUCUUACCACUGCUCCUGCCACAAUGGAUACAAAAUUCAUUUAGACCAGCGCACAUGUCUGUUCUCCUGUAGUGGACAUAUAUUUACCAAGCAUGAGGGACACCUGUCUAGUCCAAAGUACCCUGGCCCCUCACCUCCUUUUCUCUCCUGCAAGUACAUCAUCUCUGUGGAGCCCAGAUUCACUGUCACUCUCAACUUCACUGACAAGUUCCACAUAAUGAGUGUGGACACUGAGCAAGGACCCAGGUGUUUACAUCACUGGCUGCAGGUGACCAUCCCAGACAGAGAGCCAAUGAAGUUGUGUGGUGGGAAGGGUCCAGGUCUGAUAGCUACAAAUGCCAGUACUGUCAGACUGGACUACCACACUGAUGACGAAGGCCUGAGUCAUGGCUGGGGCCUGGAGUACUACACCACAAAGGUAAUUGAUUGUGGAGAACCUGAACCUUUGCUAAAUGGAGGGAUGACCUUUCAGAAUCAGUAUCAUUCUGUUGUUCAGUAUCACUGUAAUGAACCAUUUUACACUUUCCCAGGGGGUGCAAAUGUUACUUUCACCUGUGAAUCAGACGGAAAGUGGAGAUCCAAACACAGCGAUGUCACUCUAACGUGUAUACCUGUCUGUGGCAAGCCCACAAAACAAAUCUUUACCUAUCAAAGGAUCAUUGGAGGCAGCAAAGCUCCAGAUGGUACUAUCCCCUGGCAAGUUUUAUUGAAUAUAAAUGGAAUAAGGGCAGGAGGGAUGGUGAUUGCAGACAACUGGAUUAUGACUGCAGCUCAUGACCUAACACACACUGGAAAACCAGUAUCGAACAAGACUGUACGGGUGGGUGGUCUUGUGCCUACUAUAGCCUCCAUUUUUGACUUGACAUUUAUUUCCUCCUAUGCUGUUUAUUUGCAGGCUUAAUCAAAGUGAUUUAUUGCCUUAAUCAAAGUGAAUGAAUCAAUCACGUUCAACUCAUCAAUUAUGCCGAUAUGUUUGCCACCAGAGGCUGCCACCUACGUCACUGGCAUGAUGGGAAUAGUGUCAGGCUUUGGUAUUAUGAACAUUUACCCCCCACGGAUGACAAAGAAGCUGAUGUAUGCAGACCUCCCUGUGGUGGAGCAGGAGACAUGUCUUAAUUCAGUCAAUAAGGUGAAGAUGACAAGAGACAAUGUACCAGAUCUGACAAACAAUAUGCUUUGUGCUGGAGUCCCUGAAGGUGGGAAGGAUUCAUGCCUAGGUGAUCAUGGAGGCCCCUUCGCUCUUAAACAUGCUGGACAGUUCUGGGCUGCUGGGAUUGUCAGCUGGGGGGUCGACUGCGGACAGCAGCGAAUGUAUGGAGUCUAUACCAGAGUCAGCAACUAUGUGGACUGGAUCAAAAAGACUAUGCGAGAGAACUGAAAUUUACUGUAAUUCAUUACAACGUGAUAUAAAAAUAAUAAUUAAUCAAUUACUUAAAAUAAUUCAAUGGAUGCCUUACUCAUUGUGAAGUCGUCACUCUGUAUUUAA